Messenger RNA from Pyrgilauda ruficollis (rufous-necked snowfinch), 3415 nucleotides. RefSeq names its product Rho related BTB domain containing 3 (gene RHOBTB3). Gene Ontology annotation, cellular component: cytoplasm. The coding region runs from base 85 to 1905 and encodes 606 amino acids. Gene Ontology annotation, molecular function: ubiquitin protein ligase binding; GTP binding; GTPase activity. Gene Ontology annotation, biological process: regulation of proteolysis; proteasome-mediated ubiquitin-dependent protein catabolic process. The transcript is spliced from 12 exons. NCBI's taxonomy places the organism in Eukaryota, Metazoa, Chordata, Aves, Passeriformes, Passeridae. The record is from RefSeq and is a predicted model, not a curated record.
CAAACCCGCUGGGAUUUGCAAUGCAAGCAGCCUUUCCAGGUUUCUUUUCUGCUUUGCUCCCACCCUGCAGUUGGAUUUGAGAUCAUGUCGGUUAAUAUUGUAGCUUUUGGGAAUGAAAGAGAUGGUUUUUCUGAGGACAAUCAGCAGCCCAGCCUGAUCUGGAGUUAUCUUGGGAGAAGUGCUCUCAUUUCCCAGAUCGACAGCAGCUUGUCUUUCUACGUUGGAAACCCAGUUUUUACUGAGUAUCAAGCCUGCGUAUUUGGAAAUGUCAGACUAGUGGUACAUGACUGCCCUGUCUGGGGUAUAUUUGACAGUGACUGGUACACUUCCUGCAGGCUCAUUGGAGGAGCUGAUAUUAUUGUGAUUAAAUACUCUGUCAAUGACAAGACUUCAUUUCAAGAACUAAAGGACAGCUAUGUGCCAAUGGUAAAAAAAGCACUAAAUCACUGCUCAGUUCCAGUAAUAAUUUCUGCUAUUGGAGCAAGAAAAAACGGAGUGCCUUGCACCUGUCCCCUGUGCACUUCAGACAGGAGGAGCUGUGUCACAACCUCUGAAGGAGUCCAGCUUGCAAAGGAACUUGGAGCCACUUACCUUGAACUGCACACUCUUAAUGACUUCUACAUCCAGAAAUACUUUGGAGGAGUGCUGGAAUAUUUUAUGAUCCAAAGUUUGAAUCAGAAGUCAUCUCAAAAAACGAAGAAAAGGAAAAAGACGCAGAAGUGCCAUCGAGUUCAACCACCUCAGCUUGAGCAGCCAGAAAAGAUGCCGAUCCUGAAGGGCGAAGCUUCGCACUACAACGCAGACCUGCACAACCUGCUCUGCUGCUGCCAGUGUGCAGAUGUGGCCUUCUACCCUGAGGACCUCAGCACGGCAGUGGAGGCUCACAAGAUCAUCCUCUGCUCUGUCAGCCACCUCUUCAUGUUGCUCUUUGGGGUGAAGAGACCGUCUGAUGCCCACGAUGCCUCCACUGUGCAGCUGGCACAGAGCCUCUUUGUGGUGGAGGCAGGUGAUCCCUUCCCCUCCUCCCCCCGUGGUGUCCCACCCUGUGUCCCACCAGUCAGGGUGGUGGUGAAGGAUUCUGUCUUCUGCUCUUGUCUCCCGGACAUCCUCCACUUCAUUUAUUCAGGUGCUUUCCAGUGGGAACGAUUAGAAGAGGACAUAAGAAAGAAGCUGAAGGAUCCAGAUAAAACAGAACAUGUGCUUGAGAAAGUUAAAUGCAUCCUGAAAACUCCAGGGAAGCUAAACACUGUACAAGACUGCAAGUCUCACCAGAUAAAACAGCUCUAUAAUACUUCUCUCAGGCUAUUCUUUAACACACCUGUGCUGGCUGAUGUAAUCUUCAAAAUACAAGGUGCAACUGUACCAGCCCACAGGGCAGUUCUGGUGGCUCGCUGUGAGGUUAUGGCAGCGAUGUUUAAUGGUAAUUAUUUAGAAGCAAAUAGCAUUCUGGUUCCAGUGUAUGGGGUUUCCAAAGACACUUUCCUGUCCUUCCUAGAGUACCUUUACACUGACUCCUGCUGCCCAGCCAGUAUUCUCCAAGCGAUGUCUCUGCUGAUCUGUGCAGAGAUGUACCAAGUAAUGAGACUCCAGCAUAUUUGUGAACUUUACAUCAUCACGCAGCUUCAGAGCAUGCCUAGCAGGGAGCUGGCUUCCACAAGUCUCAGUAUUGUCAGCUUGCUCAAAAAAGCUAAGUUUCACAAUUCUGAUUGCCUUUCAACUUGGCUACUUCAUUUUAUUGCCACUAACUACCUCAUCUUCAGUCAAAAGCCUGAAUUUCAAGAACUUUCAGUGGAAGAGCGCAAUUUUGUAGAGAUGCACCGAUGGCCUUCAAAUUUGUACCUGAAGCAGCUUGCUGAUUACAGGAACUAUAUCCACUCUCAGAAAUGCCACUGCACAGUAAUGUAAAGAGACUGAAUACACAUAAAGUGCAUCUCAACUGCAAAAUUUUGCAUUGGGGAUUAUAUAGAAUAUAAAAACCAUGUCAAGAGUGAAACCUGAUGCUGACCUCCUCCAGAAAUUACAGACAUUCUUUUUUUCGCUAACAAAUAACUCUUAUUUUUACCUUGAAGCAUUGAGAAAUGGACAUUGGAGAUUUAUUUUAAGCACAAGGACUUCAUAUUCAUGGGGAUUAAAUGUAUUAGAAGACAGUGCCAUGACUGUCUUCUGCUCCCCUUUCUAAUUUCCUUUUGGUUUAUUUUAUUGUUUUUCAUGGUUAUUUGUGGCUGCUAAACUGAAUCUGUUGAAAAUAGACUGGUUCUGUAAAUCUGUGUGUAAUAGAAGCAUAGGGUUACAGUAGCAGUGCAGGGAAACUGAGAAGCCAGGUCGUAAGUUCUUCAUAUACUUCAGGAUACAAAAAUUUUCUGCAGCAUUUUUUAGUUCACAAUAUAAUGGGUAGGCUUAAGAAGCAUUGUAGUUACUAUUAAUUUAUUACUCCAGAGAAGGCCUGUAGUUCUGUUAAAACCCUAUGAGUAGAUAUUUUAUUCAGACGAAUGCCUAUGCAUUACAGUAUUCUCUAGUGCCUCCAAAUAUCUAAAGAAUGACAUAAUUUUUCCUGCCAGUAGGUAGGAGAAGAAAGCCUGUUUUCACACUCUGCAGAACACCUUUGUUAUUGUGGUCAUAUUGUAUUUUUCCCCAUGAGGAAUGAAGAGUGGGAAAACUAUGUAUAGUCAGAGUAUAUCUGUAUGGUACUGAUGGACAGGGAAGAAAGGUAGAGGAAUCAACAGCCUUUCUUGGGGUUUGAGGAAAAAAACUCACUAGAGGAAGUGGCUUUUUUGGGAAAAGUGUGUCUAGUAAUUCUAGUCACCACAAUACAUGUUAGAUGUGUGUCAUCAAGGAGAUGACCCUCGCAGAUUUGCCAGUGCUGCCAGGGUUGUUGGCUUUUGUGGUGGGACUUCGAUCUCAAACCUCCCCAGCAGGGAUUCAGUUCAAGUUUAGUUAUCAUUCUGUGCCUGUAAGCUACACCAUGUGAGACAAACCUAGCUGUGGAUCCUUUCUGAGAUACAAGAGGAAAACCCAGAAUAUUAUGACUGGCAUGAUUCUUGCAGAUGCUAUUUAGAAUCUUUAUUUUCUUGACCAAAAUAACUUGUCAUGCUGCUGACUUGUAUUUACAUAGUAUGUGCUAAUGCCAAAAUGAACCCAGCCUUUUCCUGAGCAUAGGUGCUUUUCUAGAAGCAAAAUCUAAUCAAGGAACUAAAUGCCUCAUUGUCAUUCUUGAACUUUCAGUUCUGGUUUUUCAUCUGCCUUUGUAAUGUGGUAUGUAGCCUGAGACGGUGGCAUUUCUACCACAUCAAAUGUACCUGGAAACUGCAUCUGUGAGAAGGUGGAAAGACAAAUUGCUGGAGAUUAAUCUUUUUUUUUUUUUUUUAAGAUAUAAGAAUAUUUUUCAACACUGUUUUAUAGAUAAACUGUUCUUUUC